Molecule: messenger RNA, 1452 nt
Organism: Paramormyrops kingsleyae
Lineage: Eukaryota; Metazoa; Chordata; Actinopteri; Osteoglossiformes; Mormyridae
Source: RefSeq, a predicted model, not a curated record
CUUCGUUUCAAUCGCUGAAUGCCUUGUGUGGGUGCUCCGGUUUUGGAAACGGAUGGCAUACAAGUGCUUUUGCUAUGAUGUGUAAGGUCCGCGCCUCGCAGUCCUGCUUGUGAAGUGUCAACAUGGCUGAAGGUGGGAAGGCAGCCUGAAGCACCCGUGUCACAAAAUGCCGCUGAUGGCUCUCUUGCCAUUUUUCUCCUGAAAAGUGAUACUUAAUUGUUAAAGGCAUGCCCUAUACAUUUAAAAGACAUUAAUCACCUUGCAUGUAGCCCAAUGAAAGCAUCCCAUUACUGCCUGAACAAAUAAUUAAUGUUAAGUUAAUGUUACUAUUAUUUUGCUCAUAUGACACUUUUAUGUGAAGCAUCUUUCAUGUUUACUCAUCUAUAUAGUGGUGAGUUUACUGGAGCGGUUCAGCCAUAAUAUGUUCAUUGGCAACAAAAUGGAGCUCGUCCUGGGACCCGAACCAACAGCUUUCAGUUUACAAGCCCUUGUAUUUUAUUACUGUGGCCAGAGACCUGUGUGUAUGACUGCAAAUAAAAGUCUGUUGGUGCUAAUUAGCUCUCAUGGUGCUGAGAGGCUCCACACGCAGAGAAGCACGCAGCAAGCAGACUGGAAGGCAGCCACGGUGACGUCACGGUUGGUUGUCCUGUCUGUCCAUCAGAGAGCCUGCCCCGCCCACCUCGCUGAUCAUUGGCCUCUCUUAACACCUGCAGCAUUCCCCGGAGUGAAGGAUGCGAUCUGUCUCUGCCUCUAAUCCCUCACUGCCAACGGGUUCCAGGAGGAGUUUCGACAGCGUGCAGAGGACGGACGUGUUUCCCGUGAGGAGGAGGAGGUGCACAGGACCUGGGAGUGCACGCCAGCCCAGAUGGAGUUCUGGAAGCGCGUAAGCACCAACACGGAGAGCACCAACACGGAGACGCGCUCGGAGAGCGCCGAAACUGUCUACAUGGUGGUGCCGCUGCUGGGCGUGGCCCUCCUCAUCAUCAUCGCCCUCUUCCUCAUCUGGAGGUGCCAGCUGCAGAAGGCCACACGGCGCCGGCCCGCGUACACGCAGAACCGCUACCUGGCCAGCCGCACCUCCCGGAGCCUGCCGCGCAUUCUGGUGCACCGGGACACCGCCGGCCACUCUGAGAACACGCACUCAGAUUGCGGGCGGCCGGCAGCGGCGUCCGCGGCAGCCGGGGGAGGUGGAGGAGGAAGCACAGGAGGGGGCUUGGCCCCCCAUCAGCAGUCGCUCCCUCCCAACGGCCGAGCUCUCUACAUCCAGGACUCCUCCGCCUCUGUGGCGUCCCGACUCUCCGGCGCCACACCCCCGCCCUCCUACGAGGAGGUGACGGGACACUUGGAGAGCAGCAGCGAUGAGACCUCAGUCCCCUACAGCGACCCCCCGCCUAAGUACGAGGAGAUCGUCAAGCAGAAAUGAACGCCCUGCCUCCCCACCCGCCUCCACCU